Messenger RNA from Tyto alba (common barn owl), 5862 nucleotides. RefSeq names its product ribosomal protein S6 kinase C1 (gene RPS6KC1). Gene Ontology annotation, biological process: protein phosphorylation. Gene Ontology annotation, cellular component: early endosome. The record is from RefSeq and is a predicted model, not a curated record. Lineage: Eukaryota; Metazoa; Chordata; Aves; Strigiformes; Tytonidae. The transcript has 16 exons. Bases 56 to 3301 code for a protein of 1081 amino acids. Gene Ontology annotation, molecular function: phosphatidylinositol binding; ATP binding; protein kinase activity.
UCGGGGCCCGGCGCGGCGGCGGCGUUGCGGCGGGAGGCGGGGGGGGGGGGCCAGCAUGCUGAGCCCGAGGGAGCGCCGCGGGGACCUGGCCCGCUUCUACACGGUGACGGAGCCGCGGCGGCACCCCCGCGGGCACACCGUCUACAAGGUCACGGCGCGGAUUGUUUCAAGAAAAAAUCCAGAGGAUGUCCAGGAGAUAGUCGUUUGGAAGAGAUACAGUGACUUCAAGAAACUGCACAAAGAUCUCUGGCAAAUUCAUAAAAACCUAUGCAGACAUACAGAACUCUUUCCACCUUUUGCCAAAGCAAUAGUAUUUGGACGAUUUGAUGAAACUGUGAUUGAAGAAAGAAGGCAAUGUGCUGAAGAUCUGUUGCAGUUUUCUGCCAAUAUCCCUGCUCUCUAUAACAGCAAACAGCUGGAAGAGUUUUUUAAGGGUGGAGAGGUGCACGAUGGGUCUGAACUGAUCGGUCCUGUUGAGCCUCUGUCUGACUCUCUGACUGACAACCUGUCUGACUGCAGCUCUGAAGUUCGAAAGGAUUUAAGUGGACUUGAUGAUGUGACACUUACGAGCCAAUCGGAAUGUGGAGGCUUCUCCAGUGACAGUGACCUGAUCUCUCUGACAGUUGAUGUAGACUCUCUUGCUGAGUUAGAUGAUGGAAUGGCAUCCAACCAAAGUUCUCCCAGUAGAGCUGUUGGCCUUUGCCUUACUUCUGAACCACUAGCACAAAGCAUACUGGCACCUGAGCAGGAGUGGAGCAAACCUGAAGGAGAGAAGGAAAGUCAUAGUCUGUUUACUGGAAGCUUAAAACCCAAGCCUGGCAAACAAGAUUACUUGGAGAAAGCAGGCGAGUUGAUAAAACUGGCUUUGAAGAAGGAGGAGGAGGAAGAUUAUGAAACUGCUUUCAGCUUUUAUAGAAAGGGGGUUGAUCUGCUUUUGGAAGGUGUUCAAGGUGAAUCGAGUCCAACUCGUCGAGAAGCAGUGAAAAGGAAGACUGCAGAAUACCUUAUGCGUGCUGAAAAAAUUUCCAGUCUCUACCAUAAAUCCUCUGAAGAUGCAUCUGCUUCUAUGCCUCCAGGAUCACUAAGUUCAAGGCCCUCUUGGAACCUAAGGAGCCCUGCCGAGGAACUGAAGGCCUUCAGAGUCCUUGGGGUGAUUGACAAGGUUUUGCUUGUAAUGGACACUAGAACACAGCAGACUUUUAUACUGAAGGGUCUAAGGAAAAGUAGUGAGUACAGCAGGAGCAGAACGACCAUCAUCCCCCGCUGUGUGCCCAACAUGGUGUGUCUGCACAAGUACAUCAUCUCCGAGGAGUCUGUCUUUCUCGUGUUACAGCAUGCAGAAGGAGGAAAACUAUGGUCUUACGUCAGUAAGUUUUUAAACAGAAGUCCUGAAGAGAGCUUUGAAAUUCCUGAACCCAGAACAUCCAGUUCAACUAAAAUUUACCUGGAGCAGCCAACACCAAGUCCUAAAGAAAUUGGUAGCAGCACUGAUUCCAGAGAAAGCUACAGGGAGAGCACGCUGAAGGUGGUUCCGCUGAAGAGCAGCCUAACGCCAAGUUCUCAGGAUGACAGCAGCAACCAGGAAGAUGGCCAAGAGAGUUCAAAGUGGCUGGACUCAGGAUCCAGCUCAGAAGAAGAGUGCACUACUAGUUAUUUGACAUUAUGCAAUGAAUACGGGCAAGAAAAAAUUGAUUCUGGCUCUCUAAAUGAGGAGCCAGUGGUUAAAGUGGAGAGCGAAGGUCUGAAUACCAAAGAAAGAAGUUGCUUACAGAAAUGCAGUGUCAUUGACAGUGAUAGCUUCACCUCUCAGGUUGCAUCUCAGGAACAAAAGCUUUUCAUUGACGAUGCUGAGUCAGAAAUAGCUAGCCCUACUAGGAUAUUGGACUCAUUAACUAAAUCAAAGAACAGCCCCAUGGAACUCUUCAGGAUAGACAGCAAAGAUAGCACUAGUGAGCUCCUGGGGCUUGAUUUUGGUGAAAAAUUAUAUAACCUGAAAUCUGAACCUUUGAAGCCAUUGUUUUCUGUCCCAGAUCAUGACAGAAGCUUGGAUGCCCUAGAGAGCAAAAUGGGUGUGAGAGCUCAUGAUACCAUAAGCAGAGGUUCAAACGACUCUGUGCCAGUUAUCUCCUUUAAGGAUGCUGCUUUUGAUGAUGUAAAUAGUGUUGACGAAGGAAGGCCUGAUCUCCUAAUAAACUUACCUGGUAUGUCUGAUGAAAUGGAAGAGGCAGCAGUGUCAAGGCCAGCAAAGUUUACAAAAACUGAUAGGGACAUGUUGGAAGUAAAGUUAUUAGAAACACCUGAUGUCUUACAGUUAAAUAAUUCUGCAGAGCCAUGCAAAGCAUUUGAUCAAGAGCCAAAUCAUGUGGCACCAGAAAUGAGUGAUCCUUCUUGCGAGGAAGCAAAUGGACAAAGCGGUGUCACUCAGGGAGCUCUUGGGACCCUCUUUACAUCUGACCGAGAGGUAGGUAGUUCAGAAGACGGGGCUCUGUCUCAAGGGCUUGGAGCCUGCUCCUUAAACGUGACAAGCAAAGAAGAAAGUUUGUUUGUUUCCAACCCGCUCUCAGGUGCUCAAGAUAUUAACUUGGAUGGAGACAUGUUAAUAAACGAAGCAGUAUUGCUGUUUUCCGAUCAAGCUGAAGAUUUUGGGAAAGAGGAAACAGACUCAGCUUUGUUACCAGCACCUGAAUGUAAAAAGACAGCACCAAAACGAGAAGACAGAAUAGCAGUAGCAGGGGAGAAGGAAAUACAUCAAAUUUUUCAGGACCUCGACGAAAGAUUAGCGAUAACCUCCAGGUUUUAUAUCCCAGAGGAUUGCAUUCAAAGAUGGGCAGCUGAAAUGGUUGUAGCCCUUGAUGCUUUACAUAGAGAAGGAAUUGUGUGCCGCGAUUUGAACCCAAACAACAUCUUAUUGAAUGAUAGAGGACACAUUCAGCUAACGUAUUUUAGCAGGUGGAGGGAGGUUGAAGAUUCCUGUGACAACGAUGCCAUAGAGAGAAUGUACUGUGCCCCAGAAGUUGGUGCUAUCUUAGAAGAGACAGAAGCCUGUGACUGGUGGAGCCUGGGUGCGAUUCUUUUUGAACUCCUCACUGGGAAGACUCUGGUUGAGUGCCAUCCAUCAGGAAUAAACACUCAUACUUCUUUGAGUAUACCAGACCAUGUAUCAAAGGAAGCCAGAUCACUGAUUCAGCAGCUGUUGCAGUUUAAUCCUGCAGAGCGUCUUGGUGCUGGUGUUGCUGGUGUUGAAGACAUCAAAUCCCAUCCAUUUUUUGCCCUUAUAGAAUGGGCAGAUCUGCUGAGAUGAGAGAUGAGUGCCCUCUGAACAAACUCAGGUCAAGAGGACAAGUUUCUGUGGCACAGAAGCACCCUGACUUGCUUCCUUUGGAUUUCCCAAACCAUUUGGACACGAUGACUAAAGGAUGCUGGGGCAAUCAGGCCCGAAGUCAACACUUUUCACAGGAAUCACUGGUUGUACAGGGUGCUACCUUAUUUUUAUGGCAUCUGGUUGCUACAUGUGUGUAAGUCUUUUCACCAAAGGGUGCUUUGUGAUGAAACUCCUGGGCCAGCAUGUUUAGCACUGCCAGCUUGUCAACUAAGUAGAAACAGGAAUGUGCUCCUGGUGCUUUGUCUGAUGAUGGAAGUGUCUAUAGACUGUGCCAGUUGAAAGUAUCUUUUAUAGUGUCAGUAGACCAUUUCCCUAUGCUAAGUGCAGGUCUGGGGGUGUGGGGGGGGGAAGGAGCAAAUAAUUUAUUAAUGGUAUAUGCUGAGUAAAAUACUAAAAUGCUUUAUGCAAAAGUUGACACGUUAAAAAUAAUAUUUCCAUUAAAAAUUAAGAAAGCUGUUGCAUAAUACCGUGGAAUGUGUCUUGAAAAUGGCAUAUCAUUUCCCACUGUGGAAAGAGCAUAUAAAAGGCAAAUAAUGCUGUCAAAUGUACUUUGUUGGCUGACAAUGUCUGUUUAAAACUCUUGAUUCUGUUGUAUUUGAUGAGCUACAUGUUAAAGUCACUACAGAAAGGGAAAUUUUCUUUUCCUCAGCUGGAUAAACACUGCUUUAGCACUCUAAUAAGGAGCAAAAAACCAUAAUGAUAAAUAAAUGUGUAGAUUAAAAAAAGAGAAACUCUUCUCUCAUCACUGCAGCCACCACUUUAUCACUUAAUGAACUUUACUUCCUCUAAGUGUCCUAUUUUUAGCUACUGCUUCAGGAAAAAACCUUUCUGCUCAUGCUCUUCUGCUUGAGGAAGCUUCUGAACUCUCCUGUUUGUUAAUAGUCUUAAUAAAUCAAAGAAAGCCUUCACUCACUCUGCUGCUUGAACAGGAAGAAGCCUGGGAUUUGCUCAUGCCAAAUGACUAAGUGACAUCUCUGAGCGAACCCUGGUGGGUAAGACUUGGGCAUGAGCCAAUUAGCUGACCUGUUUGUUUGUUAGAAAGGUCUGGAGAAUGGGAGAAGAAUAUAAGACAUGCAGAAUAUUUUGCUGUGCGCUGCUGUUGCUGCUAAGCAGCUAUGCUUGUAUGGAUUCCUGACGUACAAAUGCUGUACACUGCAAUGCUUGUACAGAUUAUGGAUCUGUGGUUUUUUCCUAAAUGUUCUGUUUGCUCUCACUCUUUUUUUUUUUUUUUUUUUUUUUUUUCUUCUUCUCCCCAGCUUUAUCCGGAGAACAAAGGGCAAAUUCCUUUGGGAAAGCGAGGUGACAGCAAUGAUUAUUGAAUUUACAACUCAAAAAAAAAAAGUACCCCUCCAUUUGUAUUUUAGCAGUGUAUUUUAUGGGCACUCCCAAAAGUGCAUCUGCACAGUCUCCAUCUGUUAGACACCAGGUCGGUGUAUUCAAAUAAAGUGGAAAAGGAAAAUGCUUCACUUAAACAAAGGAAAUCUGGAAACUUUUUUUUUCCUUUUUAAAUUAUUCCACUCCCCUCCUUUUUUUUUUUUUUUUUUUUUUCUUCCCUUUCUUGUGAUCACCAAGCCAGCAGAGGGGCUGUAACAACACUGCAGGUUGUAACCAGGUCACUAGUAUCACUGCCUAGGGAGUGCUGUCCAAGAUUACAUCACUCUCAGAAACUGUGUUUCAACCUACCACCCUCUGGCUUCAUAACAGGAACUCCCUCAGGUGAGCCACAGGAACAACUUCCUGCGCCGAGCGGCUCGGAAAUCUCCGAUGCGGAGACUGAGCUGAUCCAGAGCUUCCUUCCAGCACUGCCCUGGCUGUGACUUUGGAGAGGGCUCGUUGCUGAAGGGAAGCCUCCCUUCCCUCAGCCACCUGAUUCCAUUCCUGGGGCUCUCUAGCCUGGCCACCAGAUAACGUGGUUGGCCUGUGUUGAUCUGUUGCAUUGCAUUUGCCUGGUGAUAACUGUAAAAAAUGUAAUUUUUUAUGUGUUACUUCAAAAUGCUCUCUUGUUCAGGUUGUGCCUGUGUGCCAGUUGCAAGUGAAGGCAGGGUAAGCUAGCACAGGAGCACAAGCUGGUUUCUAUGAGCAGCAGAAGGAAAAUGCUGUUCUAGUCAAAACUAGAUGACCAGUCUCUCUCACUGCAAAGUGUUUGCUUUAGUUAAUGACACCAAAAUAUUUUUUUCAAGUAUGUUCGUAGUGAGGAAGUCUAGAUCAUGGAGACUAGAAGGAAUGGGGCACUUGGCAAAACGGCUUGUCAGAAAUAAGCCUUUGAGAUGCUACAGGUUUUUGUUAAUCCUAUCACUGACUCAGAUAAUGGUCUUGCUAAAGGAGCAGAUUCUGGAGUUAAUUGCACAAAAAAAUCCUGCUUCUAUCUUUUUUGGUUUUGUGCUUUAUUUUUUGCCCUUUUUUUUUUUUUUUUUUAUUUUGAUGUGUAUUAUGUUGUAUUGGUGUUUAUAUGUAUUUCUUUAAUAAACAAAACCUUUCAA